This is a messenger RNA of Hydatigera taeniaeformis, 1542 nucleotides long. The record is from the annotation of a GenBank genome assembly. Lineage: Eukaryota; Metazoa; Platyhelminthes; Cestoda; Cyclophyllidea; Taeniidae.
AUGAACGUCGUUAAGCUGAAUGGUGUGAAAGUCUAUAACUUAACGACUGAUAGAUCCUUACCGGAAUGGGCUUCAAGGGCCGAAAAACGGAAACUUUGGGCGAAGGAUCCAGGAGCUGAAAGUCACAUCGAGUUGAUUCAUGAACUAGAGAUGCCGGACGCGUCAACGUUCAUAACCUGUACACCGGACCAGAAAUACCUUUUCCUUCUUGGUCGUUAUAAGCCUCGAGUUCGCUGCUAUGAGCUUGGAAAUCUCUCUAUGAAAUUUGAUCGAUGUGUCGAUUAUCUCCCUUCACGAAUGACAUGCUUGAGCGAUGACUACUCAAAGUUUGCGCUACUAGAAGAGGAUCGUUGGAUUGAUGUGCAUGCAGCUGGUGGUCAUUACUUCCGCUUUAGAGUUCCACGACCUGGUGUCGAUAUACAUUACACUUCUUCCAAAUGUCACCUCCUUAUUCCGUCCACAGGCAACUCUGUUUACCGAAUGGAUUUAUGCGAAGGCAGGUUUGUCGCCCCCUUGAUAUCAUCCUCCUCCAACCUAUCCGACAGCUAUAGUUCAAGCUGUUACAUGUCAGAACUUGAUGUUCUUCUUUCUGGUACAACUAGAGGCACCGUGCAGGGCUGGGAUCUGCGAAGUGGGGAAUGGGUCUUCAACCUGGAUGUAUGCUCUUCAGCUCCAAGACCACCAGAAUUGAGCGCCUUUGUCCGUUUUCCCUGCUCAAACCUUACUCACAAAGAUCCGCUCAAUUUUGCUGUUGGCACAGCCGAGGGUCUUCUACACGUUUAUGACAUCCGUCAAACGGCAAGUCCUUGGCACACUAGGGACUCGGAAUAUAGGUGGCCAAUUAAGACGAUCAGUUUUCAUGAUGACAAAGUGCUAGCAGUGGUCGCUCGUUGCCUAAAAAUAUGGAACAUUGAUACCGGCAAGGCCUUUGUGGGAUUCGAGACCGGGCCCUUCGAUAUAAACUGGAUGUAUCACUUCCCUAAUAGUGGGCUUAUUAUGCUUGCAAACGAAUCACCGAAAGUUUCGCGCUACUUCAUACCCCUCCUUGGAGAAGCACCAUAUUGGUGCAGUUAUCUCGACCAGCUAAUAACUGAAGUUGAACCUGAUGUAAUGACCAUGUAUGACGGGUACAAAUUUCUAACGAGACAGCAGCUACUUGAGUGCGGUAUGAUGGAUCUUAUCGGAACUCGUUUCUUACGCGCAUACAUGCACGGAUACUUCGUUUCAAGCAAGCUGUUUGCGAAAAUUCAAGAGAAGAUUAAUACAAAUACCCCACACUCGAGAUUUGUCUCUCUACCUAGCACACAAGCCGCUGUCAAGACAGAAGAGAAGCAGGCAAUAAUCAUCCGAGAGAUGGAGGAAGCAGCUGAAGACAAGCGGUUUUCCAAGCUGAAGCUUCCCAAAAUGACUUGUGAUACUGCUAACUCGGAAUCUGAUCUUAUCCGCAUCCAUCAGGCACGCCUGGAGAAAAAACGGCAAAGAAAGGAGCUCCGCAAGGCGAGAGCAGCACGUGCCAACACCCUCAUUCGAAGAGACGAUUAG